Messenger RNA from Adineta ricciae, 1807 nucleotides. NCBI's taxonomy places the organism in Eukaryota, Metazoa, Rotifera, Eurotatoria, Adinetida, Adinetidae. The record is from the annotation of a GenBank genome assembly.
AUGUACACAUCCGAACCUACAUUUGGAUCUGAUGAUUAUAGAUGUGAAAAUGAAUUUGUAACACAAUCGUGUGUAUUCGAACGGCAUAGUUUAAUAUCUGAAUUAAUCUUUUCAUCCAAAGAUGAAUCCUUAUCAAAUGAAUGUUGGUCUGCUUUUCAAUAUUAUUUAGAUGAAAAUGAAUACAAAACAUUGGUUCAGAUUCAGACGGCGAUAUAUUUUCUGGCUAUUUGUGAUGAUGUUCAAGAAUUACGUGCGAUAGAAAUCGAUGGACAAAACCAUACAGAUGAAACUGAAUGUCAACAAUGGAAAUGUGAUAAUAUUUAUACACGUUGUGAUGGAAUUUGGAAUUGUUUAGAUGGACGAGAUGAAAUCGAAUGUGAUUCCUUACCAGUAUUGUUUAACUGUUCUUCGGAAUAUCGAAUAUGUGUUACGCAGAAAACAUUUGAAUUUACUUGUUUAUCAAAACAUAAGCUGAAUGAUGGUAAAGUCGAUUGUCUCGGUGGUACUGAUGAACCAAAAGCCUGUGAAGUCGAAGUGAAGUAUUUCAUGCGAAGAGGAUUUAACUGUAUGAUUAAUGACACUCCGAAUUGUCUCGAAACGUAUGAAUUAUGUGAUGAAAAGAAAGAUUGUUCAUUUGGCGAUGAUGAACAAUUUUGUUUACAGAAUCGAUCAACACUACUGCGUGAUGAGCUUUGUCGCCCGAAAGGUCAAGUGGUCAGUUCAAAUAUUGAAAAAUUUAUAUGUAAAAAUACAGUGAGACAGGAAAAACUGAGAAUAAAACAUUUCAUCAUCGAAGGAUUCCAUGAAACAUCUACAAAGGAAGAAAAUACCAUUGAACUGUUCACCGAAUACAAACCCAUUAGUCUUCUUGACAGUCAUCGUUAUCUCCAUGGUCUUGAUUUACGUGUUUGGUUAAAUAAAUCAACAGAUUCUUCUACAAGUACAUGUCUUUGUCCACUAGGUUAUUACGGUAAUCAAUGUCAAUAUCAAAAUCAACGUUUAAGUUUAUCAAUAAGAUUUCAUGUUCGAACAGAAUCAUGGAAAAUUCUAUUUGCAAUAUUAGUUUUACUUAUUGAUGAUACAAAUCAACGAAUUAUUCAUUCUUAUGAACAAUUUACUUAUUUAUCAUUACGAGAUUGUCAAAUUAAAUUUAAUCUUCAUUUAUUUUAUACGAAUCGACCAAAAGAUAUGAAUAGAAAUUAUUCAAUACAUAUCGAUAUCUAUGAGAAAUCUUCUCUCACAUAUCGAGGAAGUUUUCUUUAUCUUGUCAAAUUUCUCUUCUUACCUGUUCAUCGUUUAGCAUUCUUUGUAGACAUUCCACUGUUAAAUUAUCAUAAAACAUCCACAUGUUCAACUCAUCAAUGUCAAUAUGCAAGUUCUCGUUACUGUAGAGAAGUGAAGCCUUAUUUAAUAAUGUUCCUUUCACACAUUGAUAAAAUUCUAUAGAAAUAAUGAAUAUCAAUGAAGGAAAAGAUAAGUUUCAGAGAUGAUCUCUCACUUUUCUCCUUUGAUUAUCAGAAAACAGUUCAAAUUACAAGUAGUGUCUUAUCAUUGAUCAAUAAUCUAAUAAUACAUUAUAUGAGAUGUGAACAAACUUUAAAUUAACAUCUAUAUAUUUAGAAUUCAAUGAACAAAUUCCUUUUGUAGCUGCUAAGUAUAUGAUGGAAGAUCAAUGAAGAUAAUCAUAAUUUUUCGAAUCAUUCUACUUUCAUUCCUUAUAAUUACGACAAGAAAAAAAAAACAUGAAAGAGAAAUAAAAUAAUAUCUUUGAAGGACUUUUCAAGAAAUAACACAUCAAUUGUAAGUA